AUGUCAAAUAAUCCAUCCACUUCUGUAACUCCCUCUCACGUCACAAUAUCUUCCUACCAUGAGAAUGGAGGCAUUUCUUUCUUCUGGAGCUGGUCAUACUGGAGUACGUUUUUGCUUACAUGGGUUGUUGUGCCCCUUAUUCAGGGUUUUGAAGAUGCUGGCGACUUCACUGUAUCAGAAAGAUUGAAGACUAGUUUACAUGUUAACUUGAUCUUUUAUGUAAUUGUGGGAUCCAUUGGCUUGUUUGGAAUUAUUCUUAUCAUUAUGAUGCAUCGGCACUGGAGUAGAGGCCUUCUGGGAUUAGCCAUGGCUUGCUCGAAUACUUUUGGACUUGUUACUGGAGCAUUUCUUCUUGGCUUUGGUUUAAGUGAAAUUCCCAAAGGCAUUUGGAAAAAUUCUGAUUGGACAAUCCGACAGAAAGUUCUUUCCCACAAGAUUGCCAAAAUGGCUGUUAAGCUAGAUGAUGCUCACCAAGAACUUUCAAAUGCUAUUGUUGUUGCUCAAGCCACAUCCAACCAAAUGUCCAAGCGUGAUCCCCUGAGACCUUACAUGAAUGUAAUUGAUGAUAUGCUAACACAAAUGUUUAGGGAAGAUCCAUUCUUCAAACCACAAGGUGGCCAAUUAGGGGAAAGUGAUAUGGAUUAUGACACUGAUGAGAAGUCAAUGGCAACACUUAGGCGUCAUCUUCGAGGAGCAACUGAGGAGUACUAUAGGUACAAAAGUGAGUAUAUAACUUACGUGUUGGAAGCCCUUGAAUUGGAAGAUGUGAUAAAGAAUUAUGAUCGCCGCAACUCUUCUGGAUGGAAAUAUAUAUCAAGCUUUAGACCUGCUCGGACAGGGAACUUUGGGUCUUUAUGUGACACUUUAGAAUUUUUCUGGCGAUGCAUAUUAAGAAAGCAAGUCCAGAAAGGCUUCGCUGUUAUACUUGGUGUCAUGUCCGUUACAAUUCUUUUAGCAGAGGCUACUCUUCUACCUAGUGUUGAUCUAUCACUUUUCUCUGUUCUUAUAAACUCUGUUGGAAAACAGGAGGUGCUUGUGCAGGUAGAUUAA
Messenger RNA from Sphenostylis stenocarpa, 1050 nucleotides. The record is from the annotation of a GenBank genome assembly. NCBI's taxonomy places the organism in Eukaryota, Viridiplantae, Streptophyta, Magnoliopsida, Fabales, Fabaceae.